Lathyrus oleraceus (garden pea) is the source of this 3005-nucleotide messenger RNA. Its product is annotated as receptor-like protein EIX2. The transcript has 2 exons. Lineage: Eukaryota; Viridiplantae; Streptophyta; Magnoliopsida; Fabales; Fabaceae. Gene Ontology annotation, molecular function: protein binding. The record is from RefSeq and is a predicted model, not a curated record. Bases 144 to 2801 code for a protein of 885 amino acids.
GUGGGUGUAAAAUAGAAAACUAUUAUGGUGUUAAAACCAAUUGACACUCCAUUUUUGGAACCUAUAAAUAAUGCAUCCAAGGUAUAAUUCAGAAUCAACCUCAAGCCAAUACAAUUUCUUAAACUUUGAUUACUAGUGAUAUCAUGGUGAGAAUGAGAUUUCCCUCCCCAAAUAAACUAUUAUCUCUAUUAUUGUCAUUUGUAAUCAUAUGCAAUAUAGCAAGAUGUGAAACAAAGAGUUCUUGCAACCAAAAAGACAAACAAAUACUUGUCAGUUUUAAGCAUGGAGUGAUUGAUCCAUCAGGAAUGUUAUCUACAUGGUCCAACAGUAAAGAAGAUUGCUGUGAAUGGAAUGGAGUUCGUUGUGACAUCCAUGGUAGAGUCACCGAUAUCAACCUCUCUUGCAACACUUAUGACAACAAAACACAUUGCUUGUCAGGUGAGUUGCAUCUUUCUUUAUUUGAGCUUGAAUUUUUGAAAUACUUGGAUUUGAGCGAUAAUGACUUCAAAUCUAUGGUCUUACCUUUGGAUGGUCAAAACAUGUCAUCAGUUAACACUCGUCGUAGAAGUGGAAACUUUUCUAAUGUUGUUCAUCUUGACUUGUCCUAUAAUGAGAAUCUUGUUGUUGAUGAUUUAAGAUGGCUUCUUCGUCUAUCGUCAUCCUUAGAAUAUCUCAACUUGAAUUCCCUAAAUCUCCACAAACAAACGGAAUGGCUUCAAAUUUUGACUAUGCUUCCAUCGCUUUCCAAGUUACGUUUGAUUAAUUGUUCACUUGAAAGCGCAAGCUCAUCUCUUCAAUAUGCCAAUUUCACUUUACUUAAUAGUCUUGAUCUUUCUUUCAAUGAUUUUUCCUCUGAGCUGCCUAUUUGGUUGUUUAAUCUUACCAGCCUUUCUUAUUUGAUUCUUAGUCACAAUCGUUUCCACGGCCAAAUACCCGAAACUUUAUUGAAUCUUCGAAACUUGCAUGCAUUGAAUUUAGCACAAAACAUGCUGAGUGGAAAAAUUCCUAAUUGGUUAGGCCAACUUGGAGGCCUAAACGGUCUUGAUCUCUCCAUGAAUUUAUUUACUAGUUCUAUUCCUACAACUUUAGGGAACCUAUCAUCAUUAACAGAACUUAAUGUUAACUCAAACAACUUGACUGGUAGCCUUCCUGAAAGUUUGGGUAAACUAUCUAAUUUGGAGAGGUUGUAUGUCAAACAAAAUCCUUUAUUGUCUGGUGUUGUGUCUAAUAGACAUUUUUCCAAGCUCUCAAAGUUACAAGGGUUAGGGUUGGGUUCACCCACCUUUGUCUUUAAUUUUGAUUUCCACUGGAUUCCUCCAUUUAAACUUCAACAUCUAGACUUAGAGUAUGCAGAUCUUAAACUUCUUCCAUGGUUGUAUACACACAAAUCUCUAAUUACUUUAAAAAUUGAAAAUUCCUUUUUUAAAGAGGAUUCUCAAGAAAUAUUUUGGAGUUUGGCAAAUACUUGUUAUUAUAUUUCCCUAUCCGACAAUAUCAUGUCGUGGGACAUGUCAAAUGUAGUUUUGAACUCUGAAAUUGUAGAACUGGAAAGAAAUGGUUUGAGUGGCAGUCUUCCCAAAUUAACUUCAAAUGUGAGGGCUUUUCUUAUAAAUGAUAACAAUCUGUCUGGAUCUCUUUCUUCUCUCUUAUGCCAAAAUAGGACAGAGCAAAGUGAUUUGAAUUACUUGGAUGUCUCUGGUAACAAUUUAUCCGGAGAGCUCACUGAAUGUUGGGGAAAUUGGAAAUCACUUAUUCAUGUUGAUUUAGGAAAAAAUAAUCUAACCGGCAUUAUUCCACACUCAAUGGGUACUUUAUCCAACCUUUUGUCACUGCAUAUUUAUGAUAACAAGUUGCAUGGAGAGAUACCUAUGUCAUUAAAAUAUUUCCAAAGACUUGUCAUUGUUAAUCUUGGCAGAAAUAAAUUUUCUGGAAAUAUAUCAAAUUGGAUUGGACAAGAUGUAAAAGUUGUUCAAUUAAGAUCAAAUGAAUUUAGUGGUGAUAUUCCUCUACAAAUAUGCCAACUAUCUUCUCUCUUGGUUUUGGAUCUCGCAAAUAAUAGAUUAACAGGGACAAUACCUCAUUGCCUAGGUAAUUUCACCACCAUGAUUUCCAAUAAAACUCUAGAAAGUGAUGAAUUUAAAAUUACUAUCAAGUUUGAAAGUGCUGUUGUCGCGAUUAGAAUAGAUGUUCCAUUGCUAGCAAAGGGAAGCGACUUAUACUAUUACGAGUAUAUGUGUGUUAUGGACUUUUCUAACAACCGUUUGUCGGGUAGAAUACCUUUAGAAAUAUCCAGUCUCACUGCGUUGCAAUCCUUAAACUUGUCACAAAAUCAAUUAAUGGGAACUAUACCACAAGAAAUAGGAAAUAUGAAAGCAUUAGAGUCACUUGAUUUCUCAAAUAACACAUUAUCAGGAGAAAUUCCUCAAACCAUGUCUGCUCUGUCUUUUCUUGAGGUGUUGAAUCUCUCGUUCAACAAUUUUCGGGGUCAAAUCCCAUUAGGAACCCAACUUCAAAGCUUUUCGAAUCUUAGUUAUAUGGGAAAUCCUGAACUUUGUGGAAUUCCACUCGGUGAAAAAUGCAACCAUGAUGGAGCCUGUGGUGAUGGUGAGACAAAAUGGAUGGAAAAGGAAGAGGAAGAAUCAGAGGUAAUGCAAUGGUUCUAUAUGGGCAUGGGAGUUGGAUUUGCAACAUGCUUUUGGAUAGUAUUUGGUACCCUUUUGUUCAAACGGACAUGGAGACAUGCUUACUUCAAUUUUCUUUAUGAUGUCAAAGAUUGGUUUAUGAUGCAAAGAUGGUUCUGAAAUUCAGACUCUUUUGCUAGAAGGAUUGUCAAUGUGGUGAAUAUCCCAGGUUUCGAAUGGACACGUCUGGUUGUGUUGUAUAAUAAACUCUAGUUGUCUUUUGAUUGUCUACAAAAUUUCAUGUAAUUUAAGAUUUGUGCAAAUUUGUUAAAUAAUUUAAUAAAUAAUGCUUAGAGUAUGUGUGAAUGCUCGUAUGUUUGCUUA